AUGAGAGAGAGAGAGAGUCUAAUAGGUGACCAGAGCUGGGUUCCUAAGCUAAACCACCAAAGUCCACACCCUUUGGAAUUUUGGAGGGAGCAACUGAUAAGGGUGCAAGACUUGAUUCAUGAUGACGACAAAAGCUGGAAUGUGCAACUCAUUAACAAUGCCUUCUCUGACAGAGAUAAGCUGGCUAUUCUUGCAGUGGAUACUCUUAGACCAGACCAACCUGAUAGAUGGAAGUGGACUUUUGAUAAGCAAGGGAAAUUCCAAGUGGCAGAUAAGAUGUUCAGCUUAUUUCCAAAUCGGAAAGAGGGCUUAAAUGAACAGUGGACUCCCCCUCAAGAAACCUUGAUCUCAGUGGACCUUGUAGUCGCUAACGAAAGAAGGGUUCGACGGAAUUUUGAAAAGAGGGGAGAGGGGAAUCGGACCCCGUUGUCGACGCCUGCUUUGGGUUGA
This is a messenger RNA of Striga asiatica, 450 nucleotides long. The record is from the annotation of a GenBank genome assembly. NCBI's taxonomy places the organism in Eukaryota, Viridiplantae, Streptophyta, Magnoliopsida, Lamiales, Orobanchaceae.